AUUCUGCAUCGGGUUUGCACAAAAGCUAUGCGCAUUCCCGGCAAGGCAAUCGAAGACGACGAAUGUUCAAGGAAACCCUGUCUGAACGGCGGUUUGUGCAUGCCUUUCCUGGGCUCAUACGCCUGUCGCUGUCCCACCGAAUUUUCUGGACGACACUGCGAAAGAUCUCUGGCUUUUUCACCCUGCAGAAAUCAGGUUUGUUUUCCACUUUAUUCAAAGGUGAUUGUUGUAGAAGGAUCUUGUUCCACACGGAAGCGUCGACGCGAGUGUGACUCCGACCUGCCCCGUGCUCGACCGUCUGAGUUGGCUGGAAAAGCGACCUCGUCUGCCGCGACCUGCCUCGCUCUGGGGCUCAGGUCAAAGGAGCGGUUCCUGCAAGUGUCGUUGGGCCGCCCUACCUCAUUGGGGCCGAUCAACUUAAAAGAAUCGAUUUAUUAA
Messenger RNA from Mesocestoides corti, 438 nucleotides. The record is from the annotation of a GenBank genome assembly. NCBI's taxonomy places the organism in Eukaryota, Metazoa, Platyhelminthes, Cestoda, Cyclophyllidea, Mesocestoididae.